ACUUCUCUUUCAUUUUGCGCAAGCCAAGGCGCCAGAACGAGAACACGCGAGAAUUUUUCACUGUGUAGCCACGUGAGGAAAAAGCAUGGAUAAACCCGUGGUAUUAGCGCGUGUAAUAAAAGUCCUGGGCCGUACUGGCUCUCAAGGACAAUGUACUCAAGUUAAAGUGGAAUUCCUGGGCGAACAAAAUCGUCAAAUUAUCAGGAAUGUAAAGGGGCCGGUGCGGGAAGGCGAUCUGCUAACCUUGCUGGAGUCCGAACGUGAAGCGAGAAGACUUCGAUAAUAUUGGACCAUCUUUUGUUAUCAAGAUUGAAAAAACGGUCGCCAGCCGGACACCUACCUAAACAUCCAUGGAUUUCUUGUGAAGAAGCUCUCCAUGCAGAGGAUUCAUGGUUAUGUCAAUUGCUGAUGAAAAGCAGCCCUGCCCACGUGUCCUUUGGAGAAAACAGAAGAUCCAAAACAAGAUCCAUGUUUCGCAUUUAAAAACAUUCCUGUCAGAGAAGAAUUCUACAAUAUAAUUUACAAUAAAUCCUCGACUGGUGAUCACAAAUC
This is a messenger RNA of Pseudomyrmex gracilis, 552 nucleotides long. Its product is annotated as 40S ribosomal protein S28. Gene Ontology annotation, cellular component: cytosolic small ribosomal subunit; ribosome. Gene Ontology annotation, biological process: translation; maturation of SSU-rRNA; ribosomal small subunit assembly. Gene Ontology annotation, molecular function: structural constituent of ribosome. Bases 86 to 283 code for a protein of 65 amino acids. Lineage: Eukaryota; Metazoa; Arthropoda; Insecta; Hymenoptera; Formicidae. The record is from RefSeq and is a predicted model, not a curated record. The transcript has a single exon.